CUCAUCGGGCACCAGCUCCAGAUGCUGGUGCAGGUUCUGCAGCUGCUGCCCUGCUGCUUGCGGCUCUCGCGGCUCGUCGCCCGCGUGGGCGUCUUCGCGGUGGAGCUCAGGAGGCGGCAGCAGUGGCAGCAGGACUGGGACUCGCUGUCGUGGAUGGAGUUCGGUCGCCGCCUGGCCUUCGACAACGCCACGGUGUGCACCCCGUCGGGGCGCACGCUGGUCUCCGGCCUGACGCUGCAGAUCCAGCCCGGCGAGGGGCUCCUCCAACCCCCGGUCGUCUGUGGCCCCAGCGGCUCGGGCAAGACGGCGCUGGCGCGCUGCCUGGGCGCGCUGUGGCCGGUGCUGCGGGGCAAGGUGGUGCGCCCCGUGGAGGGCGGCGUAGGCGGGGGCAGGGCGUUCGUGGGCGGCCGCACUCGCCGGCGGAGCAACCGCGCGGGCCUCAAGGGUUGGUCGAGUGGCCUCGCGGACGACGGGGCCGUGGUCUACCUGCCCCGCGGCCCCGUGCUGCCGCUGGCUGACUGCCGGGACCUGCGGGAGCAGGUGGUCGUCUCGUCCAGCGGGCAGUGCACGGGGCUGUCCGCGGCGUCGAUGCAGGAGCUCGACAGCCUGAUCCAGGCCGUCGGGUUGGACCACCUCUCCGAGGGCUUGGGGCGGGACGCCAGCCUGGAGAAUCUGCAGCGGCUGGCGCUGGCCCGCCUCUUGUGGCGCAAGCCCGCGUUCGCCGUCAUCGACGGCGCCACCUCGGCGCUGCCCCCAGCCGACGAGGACGCGCUGCUGGACGCGUGCAGGGGCGCGGGGAUCACGCUGGUCACUCUGGUGCAGAGGGAGGCGCUGCACCGGCACCACUCGCGCAUGCUGACGCUGGAGGGGCGCGGUCGCUGGCGCCUGGAGGACAUCUCCAGCAGGCCCGCCGCGGACCCCGGGGCGCCCCAGAGGCCCGAGUCGUCCCCGAAGCUGCGCGCCCCGCUGGCGGCCGCGGGGGGCUCGGGCAGGCUGCCGCGCGAGUCCUCGUGCGGCAGCGCGGGGGGCUCCAUGCGGCCCUCCGUGGCCAGCGUGGGCGACCUGCUGGCCCUGCGCACGGAGGUCCGGCCCUGGGUCUUCCCCACCACGCACUCGUGGCUGAUGGAGCCGGUGCGGACCCUGCUGGACCAGCUGCGGCUGCAGCUGCGGCUGUUCUUCUGCCUGCGGUGGGUUUCCCCAGCGGAGGUGGGCGCCUUUGUGCUGGUACUGGCGCUGGGCUUCUGCGGCGCCUGGGCCGAGGAGCGCGCCAUCGGGCUGGGCGCGGCCGCGCUGCGCGCCGUGGUGGAGCGCCGCCGCGGCGCGGCCAGGCAGCUCGUGCCGCGGCUGCUGCUCUGCGCCUGCGCGCGCAGCGGCACGCACGCGGCGGCC
This is a messenger RNA of Prorocentrum cordatum, 1389 nucleotides long. Lineage: Eukaryota; Dinophyceae; Prorocentrales; Prorocentraceae. The record is from the annotation of a GenBank genome assembly.